CAUGUGCUGACCCAGGCCGUGCCACGUGUAGAUAAAAAGUGUUUUAACCAUGGUAGAUAAUCUCACAUGACACAAUGAGGUCUGUGACAAGCUUUGGCUCCACUACACGCUCCCUGAGUCUCCUCCAUAGACCUGUGAGGCUAUGCCAGGCCUGCUGUGCCAGAUUCAACUCUCAGUACAGACAGGAGAGUCAGUGGUCUUGGAAAUGGAUACCCAUCAGUGGUGGCAUAGCAUUCCUAGCUGCUCUGCAAUUGCUGAGAACCAUAAGAAGGGAGAAUAAAAGUGCAAACAGCAUGGUCACACAGCCUGAAACAUGGCAGUUGACACUGUUUCGGCUCCUUCCUGCACGAAUGUUGUCACGGUUAUGGGGCGGCAUCAAUAGUAAAGAGCUGCCCACUUGGUUACGAAGACCUGUACUCGGACUUUAUGUGUGGGCCUUUGGGUGCGAUAUGACCGAGGCUCAGGUGGAGAAUUUGAGUAUGUACUCCAACCUUAUAGAACUGUUCACUAGGCAACUGAAACCUGGUGUUAGAGACGUCUCAAAGUAUCAUCAGCUGGUAUGCCCAAGUGACGGGAAGGUACUCCACUUUGGUAGAGUUGAGAAAGAUGGUCGAUUGGAACAAGUUAAAGGAGUCACAUACGAACUGCACAAGUUCCUUGGCCCUCACAAUGCACUAAAUGAUUAUGAGUCAUCUCAGACUGAAUUGUUUCAUGUGAUUAUCUAUCUGGCCCCAGGGGACUACCAUCACUUCCAUUCUCCAGCUGACUGGACUGUCACUAAGAGACGGCAUUUUCCAGGUGAGUUGCUCACAGUGGCUCCAUGGGCAGCCAAAGCAAUGCCUGGACUGUUCUCGCUCAACGAGAGGGCUGUUCUGAUUGGACGCUGGAAGCACGGUUACUUCUCCAUGGCAGCUGUGGGGGCAUUCAAUGUGGGCUCUAUACAACUAGCUCUGGACAAGGCUCUCCAGACGAACAAGAAGGGACGGUACAAGAUGGGGGAGUACAGAGACAAAGAGUUGAGUGAGCUGGCCCUGGCGAAGGGAGACAGAGUGGGAGGGUUCAAUCUCGGGUCUUCCAUUGUGCUCGUAUUUGAGGCGCCCAAACACUUUCAGUUUUCCGUUAAACCUGGACAAAAGAUUUAUUAUGGACAGCCACUAGGGACGAUAUUGAAUAAAGAUAAUUGAUCUCUUUAUUUGUGCUGUGUUUGUGUGUAUGUUAAGUAUUGCUAAAGCAACAGAAUCUACCAGCAUGC
This is a messenger RNA of Halichondria panicea, 1252 nucleotides long. RefSeq lists its product as uncharacterized. Gene Ontology annotation, biological process: phosphatidylethanolamine biosynthetic process. Gene Ontology annotation, molecular function: phosphatidylserine decarboxylase activity. The record is from RefSeq and is a predicted model, not a curated record. Bases 75 to 1184 code for a protein of 369 amino acids. Gene Ontology annotation, cellular component: mitochondrion. The transcript is spliced from 5 exons. Lineage: Eukaryota; Metazoa; Porifera; Demospongiae; Suberitida; Halichondriidae.